AGAGCCAAAGAUGUUGGUUCGGUCAUGUGAUCAGCUGUGUCCAAUCACAGCUGAUCACAUGGCACUGAUGAUCAGUGUAGCCCCAGCAGUGCCACCUGUCAGUGUCCAUCAAUGCCAGCUGUCAGUGCUCAUCAAUACCACCUGCUAGUGCCCAUCAGUGCCACAUAUCAGUGCCUACCAGUGCACAUCAUUGCCACAUAUCAGUGCCUAUCUGAGUUGCCUAUCAGUGCCAGUCAGUGUCACCUAUCAGUGCUGCCAAUCACUGCCAGUCAGUGCUGCCUAUCAGUGCGCAUCAGUGCCACCUAUCAGUGCCAGUCAGUGCCGCCUAUCAGUGCCAUAUAUGAGAGCUGCCUUUCAGUGCACAUCAGUGAUGCCUGUCAAUGCCCAUCAGUGCCACCUAUCAGUGCCCAUCAG
Molecule: messenger RNA, 414 nt
Organism: Staurois parvus
Lineage: Eukaryota; Metazoa; Chordata; Amphibia; Anura; Ranidae
Source: the annotation of a GenBank genome assembly